AUGACAUCUCCGAAUCUCUCCUCCCGUAUCCCUACGCUCAUCAUCCUCUCCAUCCUCACAGUCUUCGGCUUCGACGCGUUGAUUCUGCAACUCGACCGCAACGGCUACACCUCGAUGCUAAAAUCCAUAACCCACGACCCCGUCCCACGCUUCCUCCCGGAUACUAACCGCUUACUUCUCAAACAAUACACCGGAAUAGGACCAGUUGAUGACUUUUUCGCUUUUUCGAAUGUCAUCUGGGCGAAUGUAACCGAUGGCUCGAGUCCGGAACUUUCGCUGUUCACGUUUUGUUUCGGGGCGCAGUUGAUUGCGUUUUUCGUGGUGUUUUUGAUCGAAGCGCAGAGGGUGCUUGCUUGGAGUCCGCUUGUGCUGAAUGGUGUAUUCUGGGGAUUUGCGGUGCAGAGUCUUGGGUUUGGAUUCGUUGCGCCGCUUUACUUUGUCAUUCACUUGAUCUUCACAGCUGGAUCGUCAAGGUCUGAGAGCGUCCAUAUUCGCGACUACUUGUGUCUUCACACGGUCGUCCCGUCUUUUCUUCUCGGAUAUGUCGUGCCGUGUAUUUUCAUGGCUUAUCCAUUCUCGAACUUCAAUGUUCGACAGUGGUCUAAUGCAGUCUGGGCUAUUGCUCCAGUCUACAUCUUUACACUUCAAGCGGUGUUUACUGUUGUUCUCAAGAGGCUGAGUGUUGGGCAGGAUGCGCACAAGCCAAAGGUCGUUCUCGACAAGACUGCUUUGUCGCAUACGUACAGCUUCGCGUGGAAUAUCGCAGUCAUAGGCCAGAUGACAACCUACGCCGUCUUUAUCACAGCGAACCUCCUUCCAGGUCUCUUCCCAGACGGUUUAGCGGCCUCAUUGAGCAUGAACAGGGUCUUCAUUCCCGACGCGGCGCCUCAUUCAUACAAGCCCAUGUCCAGCGCCGCAGCGGCCAUUCACAACUUUUUGAUCUACGAUUUUGCGACGGGAUCUGUGGCGGCGCUUAUGUGGGCGCUGCAGCAACUCUUGGAGGUCAAGCCUGAGUUGAGAGUUGGAGAGGAGAGGACUAAUCUUAUGAGGGGGAUUGUCACGAGUGUUUUGCUGUCGGGCCCGGGAGGGGCGGUUGUUGCGUUGAUGCAGCAUCGUGAUGAGUCUGUUCUCAGCUCCGAGGGCAAGGCUGAGAAGAUUCAGUGA
This is a messenger RNA of Fusarium mangiferae, 1164 nucleotides long. RefSeq lists its product as uncharacterized. The coding region runs from base 1 to 1164 and encodes 387 amino acids. NCBI's taxonomy places the organism in Eukaryota, Fungi, Ascomycota, Sordariomycetes, Hypocreales, Nectriaceae. The record is from RefSeq and is a predicted model, not a curated record. The transcript is spliced from 2 exons.